GGCACAGUCCUCAGGAUGUUCCGAGGGGAAUAGAAGCCAGAACCAGAGCCUCUGACUCCUGUUCCCCCAGUGAUGGGGUCCCCAACGAGUCACCUCCGGGCUGGCCUAUGUGCGUUGGUGGUCUUGGGGUGGAUAGGGGGCUCAGCCCCCAACCUGGGCCCUGCUGAGCAGGAGCAGAACCACUACCUGGCCCAGCUAUUUGGCCUGUACGGGGAGAACGGGACGCUGACAGCAGGGGGCCUAGCGCGGCUUCUCCACAGCCUGGGGCUCGGCCGGGUUCAGGGGCUCCGCUUGGGACACCACGGGCCUCCAGCCAGUAGGGCUGUACCCCCAGCCGGCGACAAUUCCACAUACAGGCUGCAGGACCCUGAGCUGAGUGUGGAUGUCUGGGCAGGACUGCCUCUGGGUCCCUCAGGAUGGGGUGGCCUGGAGGAGCCAGAUGCCCCCCAUGCUCCCCAUGGGCCUGCCCCCUCGGGCCUGGACCUCUUUCAUAGGCUUCUGUUGCUGGAUCAUUCGCUGGCUGACCAUCUGAAUGAGGAUUGUCUGAAUGGCUCCCAGCUGCUGGUCAAUUUUGGCUUGAGCCCUGCCGCUCCUCUGACCCCGCGUCAGUUUGCUCUGCUGUGCCCAGCCCUGCUUUACCAGAUUGACAGCCGUGUCUGCAUCCAGGCCCUGGCCCCAGCACCCCCAGGGGAUGUACUAUCUGCUCUGGUCCACAGUGCCCUGGCAGUCCUGCUGCUCAGCCUCCCUGCUCCCCUCUCCCUGCUGCUACUGAGGCUCCUGGGACCUCGUCUCUUGCGGCCCUUGCUGGGCUUCCUGGGGGCCCUGGCCGUGGGCACUCUUUGUGGGGAUGCACUGCUACACUUGUUGCCGCACGCCCAAGGAAGGCAACAUACAGGGCCUAGCGGGCAACCGGAGGAGAACCUGGGUCCAGGGCUGUCAGUGCUUGGAGGCCUCUUCCUGCUCUUCAUACUGGAGAACAUGCUAGGGCUUUUGCGGAAUCGAGGAUUGAAGCCAAGAUGCUGCAGGUGGAAAAGGCGGGAUCUCGAAAGACCAAACGUGGACCCAGAGGAUGGCAACGGGAUGGCCCUUCAGCCCCUGCAGGCAGCUCCAGAGCCAGGGGCUCGGGGCCAGAGAGAGCAGGACAGCCAGCCCUCACUAACCCCAGCCCCUCCUGAGCACCGAGGCCACAGUCAUGGGCACCAAGGUGGCGGUGGCACCAACAUCACGUGGAUGGUUCUCCUGGGAGAUUGUCUGCACAACCUCACUGAUGGGCUGGCCAUAGGUGCUGCCUUCUCAGAUGGUCUCUCCAGUGGCCUCAGCACCACCCUAGCAGUCUUCUGCCAUGAACUGCCCCACGAACUGGGUGACUUUGCAAUGCUGCUCCAGGCAGGGCUGCCCUUUCGGCGGCUGCUAUUGCUGAGCCUGGUGUCUGGAGCCCUGGGACUAGGGGGUGCAGCCCUGGGGGUGGGGCUCAGCUUGGGCCCUGUCCCGCUCACUCCCUGGGUGUUUGGGGUCACUGCCGGGGUCUUCCUCUACGUGGCCCUCGUGGACAUGCUACCGGCUCUGCUUCGUCCUCCUGAGCCCCUCCCUAUGCUCCAUGUGCUACUGCAGGGACUGGGGCUGCUGCUGGGGGGCGGCCUCAUGCUCACCAUUGCCCUGCUGGAGGAGCAGCUGUUGCCCCUGGUCACUGAGGGCUGACAAGGGCCAGUGACAAGGGGUCCAGGCUGCCCUUCCUUCCCCCCCGACCACAGGAAUGGAGGCAGUACACAGGGCCAGUAGGAGCAAUAGGAUUUUAAUAAACAGAACCCAUCCCAAA
Orycteropus afer afer is the source of this 1816-nucleotide messenger RNA. RefSeq names its product solute carrier family 39 member 5 (gene SLC39A5). Gene Ontology annotation, biological process: BMP signaling pathway; zinc ion import across plasma membrane; intracellular zinc ion homeostasis. The record is from RefSeq and is a predicted model, not a curated record. Lineage: Eukaryota; Metazoa; Chordata; Mammalia; Tubulidentata; Orycteropodidae. Gene Ontology annotation, cellular component: membrane. Gene Ontology annotation, molecular function: zinc ion transmembrane transporter activity.